CUCAUUGCUGUUGCUAUGGAAACUGACUCUGUUGUGUUUUUUUUUUGUCUUUCAGUCCAAGCCCACCUGACAUACGAACUCAAGUCUCCUCACAGAAACGCAAGGAAUGCAAAUAAAAUCGCCACAAGGGCCAUUGCCUGGUCACCAGAUGGCAAAUACUUCGCUUGGUCAUGUGGUAAUGGCUAUGUGGUUUUAUGUCCAUGGGACGCUCAACUCAACAAAAUCUCUCUGGAAUCUAAGCACACCAUAGACUGUGGCGAACACGUGUGCUCCCUGGCGUUCAGUACAGCCCCCAAACCGAAAAAACUCCAGCAAGACUACCACCUCUGCAAUGGCGACACAACCAUUCUGGAUGACGGCUCCAACCAUGACCGACCCUGCUUGAUUCCGUUCGACAAGUGUCUGGUGUUGGCCGUCGGAGUAAGUUCCGGCAGGAUCCAACUGUGGAACGCUUACAGUGGACACCUGCUCCUCUACCUCCACGACCACACCAAACAAGUCAGUUGCCUUGAUUUUGCUCCCAACAGCAGCCUAAUGCUGCUGUCUGGCUCCCAUGAUGGUACCCUAAAGUUCUGGGACCUCCACGAUGAUGGGAACAUGACCCACACACUUCAGAUGCCGAUGCACAGCGCCGUGUACUGCUGCAAGUUCUCUCCGCAAGCCAACUACCUCGCUGCAACUGGCAUCAACAGACUGGUUGUUAUCUGUGAAACCUCCAAAAGCAAAAGAUCUGAUCCCGUCCGUAAGUUAUACGGUCACCAAAACGUUGUUGUGUCCUGCGACUUCUCACCAGAUGGCGCUCUGUUGGCCACAGCAUCCUACGACACGAGAGUCAUCAUCUGGAAUUGGUACAAAGGAGUCUGUCUCAGACAGUUGGGACACCUGUUUCCAGCGCCCCGGCCAAUAUUUGCUGGUGGAGCAAAUGAGUAUCAUGUCAGAUCUGUUGCAUUCUGUGAUUUUGGAACCAACAUAUCGACUGUCGCUGAUGAUGGUUAUGUGAGAGUCUGGAAUCUCCUGUCCCUCAGCAAAAACCCUGAAGUUAUUGUUCAUUUGAAGAAUGCUCUGUGUUGUUCGUUUUGUCCCAACAACAGCUUGGUGGCCGUGGGGACCCAAACUGGAGAUGUCUGUUUCUACACAAUACCCUACCAACCGCCCAAGCUGCAGCACCUGUGUCGCAGAGUUUUGCGCUUCCAUUUGAGCCAGCCAGACUCCAUCUCUCGGUUAGACAUACCGGCCUUCCUUAAGAAAUACCUUUCCUACAAGGUUUGGUGAGGCACACCAAUUUGUUAACCUCAAGAGACACUCUGACCGAAGGAAUCGGUCAGGAACGGGCAGAAGGGGGAAGGGGACAAUCACGCACACACACCACACACAUACACACACUCACAUCUACUCACAUAUGUAUGUUUAUAUUUAUAUAGAACAUAUAUAUAUAUAUAUAUAUUAUA
Messenger RNA from Octopus sinensis (East Asian common octopus), 1448 nucleotides. RefSeq names its product WD repeat and SOCS box-containing protein 1. Gene Ontology annotation, biological process: intracellular signal transduction. The record is from RefSeq and is a predicted model, not a curated record. The coding region runs from base 16 to 1272 and encodes 418 amino acids. Gene Ontology annotation, molecular function: protein binding. Lineage: Eukaryota; Metazoa; Mollusca; Cephalopoda; Octopoda; Octopodidae. The transcript has 7 exons.